AUGGAUAAGGACACGGCUGCUUCACCCAGGAGUGGGAGAGCGCGCUCACCCUACCCGCCUCUAUCCUCCUACGACCCUUACCACGACUACCACUACUUCCCGCCACCGAGCUCCACCGUAGGCCCCGUGCCGUCGCUACCCCAGCCGUCGUUCGACUCACUAGAGAGCGACUGGGUAGCAAUCAAGGCUCAGGCCUUCAUGAAGACCGGCGUGGUCGACGUAUUCGGAGACAGCGGCGAUCUUGUCGAACUCAGCCGUUCCCAACGGCCCCCUGUCACGCCGCGUCCCGACGACGUUUCGCGCCAACAGAGUGAGACUCGGUGUGACAGCUCAUAUUACCCCGAGCCGCCGGCGGAGAUAAGAAGCACGUGGGCGCAUAGAGUUUACAAGCGUAUCCAAGGCAACAAGCUCCGCAAGGCCACUAGCGCCACCGAUCUGCGCGAGCCGAGGCAGCUGAGCGGCGCCGGCGAGGCUAGGCGCAGGGUGCUGAGAGACGCCGAGGCUCGGCGCGAGUACCGCCAACAGCUUCCAACCGAUAUCAAGCACACCGCCCUGUUCCCUCGCUCCAAGGGAGUAGUGCGCCGCGACAUGGACAGCGAGAGCGACUUUGGGCAUGACCCCGUCCCGGAACACCGCCUGUCGUCGCACCGCACCCUGACAUUUGACCGCAAGUGGGCGGGCGACGGCGCCGACCUCGGUGCCAGCAACAGGGGCAGCCUGUACGUGGCCAAUCCGUCGGCCCACUCCGCGGCCAUAUCCCCCGCCAACGCGUUACACCUCGAUGGAGUCACCGGUCCUUCAGCGCCUUCAAGCCACGCCGAGCCCGAGCCUCCGGCGCCUCCCGUACCACCGAAGGACUGGCAGUAUCUCUCACUGCUCAACAGCCGCAACAAUCAGUCUCCUCUCGCAAGGAGUCCAAUUCCUCAGCUAAGGUCUGGCUCGCUCUACCACUCGCCGGAGACUUGCGACGAUCCUCUCAUCCAAACCCCCGAUCUCGUCAGUGGCAACCUGGGGAGCCACCAGCUUCACCAGAUUGGCUUUGAGAGGGUCCCGGCGCAGCGGCUGUCACAAGGCGCUGACAAGUCAAAUUUGCCGGUGCCGCUUGGUGGUGACAGGUUCCGCAGCGACGUCACACCUCGUUCGAUAGGGCACACGCUUGAUCCUCAAGGACUCGAGGUGUCGGCCUGGUGGGAACGUUUUCCGUCAUCUCAAGCGCCGUCUAUGCAAGUAUCACCUAAGGCGACACCGCCGCCGAGGCCACCUCGCCCGGAUGCUGAGCUCGCUCCUACUUUCCCGAUCCUUCAGCGCACUCCUCCUCGUCAGCCCCCACCGUGCAGCCCCCCUCGUCAUCCCCUUCCACGCACCCCCUCUCACCGCUCUCCUCCUCAAGUCCGUAUCGCGCCUUCCCCAACCCGCCCAACGACUGCGACAAGCCGCUACCGGCACUUCGUUUCUGGUCACACCGUGAACCGUAUCAGCGCCCAGUUCCCCGUGUUCAAUCGCAAGGUUACCCCGCCCCGCCUCGCGCUCCCUCAUAGUGAGGAGAACUGCCCUCACCAAGAAGAGGGGCUCGUAUGUCUGCGCAACCACCUGGCGGCCGAGGUGCUCGCCAGGCACCCAACUACCAGCUCGACCGACCGUCGCUGCCUCGAAUGGAGCAAGCAAGUCGAGCCAGGUCUCCCUGUUGACCAGCGUCCCCCGCCUCUCUCUCCUGGGUCAGCCGACGCUGAAAUGGCCUUCCUCGGUCUUCUCCGCAGUCGCCUUAACAUCAACGACGACGACCACGAGGGGAACGACACGCUCACCAUUCCGUCGAUCCCCGACCACGUCGAGACAGAGUACGAGACGGCCCGCGACCAGGUUUGA
This is a messenger RNA of Vanrija pseudolonga, 1866 nucleotides long. RefSeq lists its product as uncharacterized. The transcript has 2 exons. Lineage: Eukaryota; Fungi; Basidiomycota; Tremellomycetes; Trichosporonales; Trichosporonaceae. Bases 1 to 1866 code for a protein of 621 amino acids. The record is from RefSeq and is a predicted model, not a curated record.